This is a messenger RNA of Bursaphelenchus okinawaensis, 2418 nucleotides long. The record is from the annotation of a GenBank genome assembly. Lineage: Eukaryota; Metazoa; Nematoda; Chromadorea; Rhabditida; Aphelenchoididae.
AUGAAGCGAAAUCAGAAACCAUAUAAAAGUAUGUAUAAAGCCAUGUGAGAGAAGAUAUCCAUUUUUCCGACAAAAUUUCUUUUUUUCGAAGAAAAAAGCGCGAAUAAUUUGAGCGCAGCCCGCGACCGUUAGUUCGCAAGCUGCACUACUGUUUUUCAUGUUUAAUUGCGUUUCUUAAAGUACAUAGUAGUAGUUUAGUACGUUUAUAUAUAAAAACAAAUAAUAUUACUCUUUAUUAUGUAUUUUCAAAAGUGUUUGAAAACUUCGAAAAUUGAAAAGUUGACUUUUUUUGAAAAGGCUAAAAAAAUUGAUGAAUAUGCAAAUUUUGAUGAUUCCAACGUUCCAAAAAAUGCAUUUCCAACAAGUUUUUCAACUCAAACGGCUGAAAAUGGACGAUAUCCUUAAAAAGCUGUUUUAUUUUGAAAGUUACAGGGUUUUAUGUUUUUGUUGUUCAGAAUGUAAGUUUUUUUUUAGUUUUUAUCUUCAACUAUCCAAAAAUCAAUUAAAAAAUCUUUUUUUUAUUUCUAUUCAAACUUUAUACACUUGUGCUCAUUUUCAGAUGGGAACUGCCCGGAUCACCAAGAACGACAACGUUAUGUUGACGAUGUUAUCCAUAACACCUUGGCUCGGCCUUCUCAAACGGAAAAUCGAACAUUGUUCCAACUGAAGUCGGACCCCAGCUACAAUGUGACAACGCGUAAAGAGGACAAUGUUAAGACUUAUGAAGAGCUUCAGAAGGUGCCAAAAGAUGUCAAGAAAGAAGCUGGCGUUAAGGAGUCAAGGAAGACAGCAGUGAUUGAAGAUGAUGACGAUUUUAAUUAUGAAGAAGUUAUCAAAGUAAGUUCAUUUUUUGCGCACUUAUUUUAGUAUAGACUGUUUAGCACCGUACAAAGCUUUAGUGGUUAAUUUUGAUUGUGUUUCAUUUUAGAGCGUAGUGGUGCCCAAGAAGGUGCCAGUUUUUCAAGUCAAACCAGUCGAUAUUGCUAAUCGAAAGAAGAAUCAGCGGUUUCGCACCAAGAAGUAUAUUUGUGAGUACAUUUUGGCUAAAAAGUUUUUUUUAUAAAAGUGAUCACAAUACAUAGAAAAAAAAAUUUUAUUUUUUUCGACCCUAAGGGUCUUUAUUUUUUAAAAACUUCUUUAAAUAAUAAAUUAUAGGUGACGUAUGUGACCAUGCCUUUACAUUGAAGCAAAAUGUACAAUCCCAUAUUAAUGCUUAUCACAUGAGUAACAAAAAAAGACGUGGAUUUUUAAGGUUUGAAUGUCUGGAUUGUCAUGAGGUAGGCUUUACUAAUAUUGAAAAUUUUUUUUAAGGCAAGAUAAAGAUUUUUAUUAAGUUUUUCAAAUAGUUAUGUGCCCCCUUUUAAAGCAAAUAUUUGGGUUAGGGGCAUAAAAUUAUUUGAACAACCUAAUAGUCUCAAUGGUGAAUUUCUAAAAAUUUCUAGUUUUAAAAAAUUUUUCUUAAAUUUAUUUUUUUUUAUUUUGAUGACAUUUAAGCUGUUCAACAAGUUUUUGAAUGCCAAAAAGCACUACCUCAUUGUACAUCGUCAAAAAGUGAAGCAAAAGAAGCUGAAUGAGUGUUCGGAAUGUGGCAAGAUCUACCCUUCUGGUACCUUAUUGAGAGAGCAUAUUGUCACCAAGCAUUUGUAAGUUCACGUUUUGCCGUUAUUUGUCAUACCCGUCCCUAGGCUCCUGCUACUAUAAAUUUUUCAAAAAAUACUAGUUAAAGUAAGCUAUUGAAAGUGUAAUACAUACAGUCUUUUUCAAAUAUAUAACAGUACAGUACUUUCGUUUUUAUUUCCAGUACAAUUUUAAUGUUUAAAGCCUAAAAGCAUAGCUAAAACUACAUUGUAGAUGCCAAAAACCGUACGAAUGUCAACAUUGUGGUACAAGUUUCGGCCGGAAAGGCGGUCUACGAAGACAUAUUCAAAUGGUACACGAAAACCACACUUAUCAUUGUCCAUACGAAGACUGUGAUCAUCCUGGAUACAAGUGCAGUAAAGCGCUGGCGGCUCAUAUACGAUCUGUUCAUACCAAGGAGUCACCGUAUGUUUUUUAUGUUUUUGUGGUCCGAAAGUUUAUAGAACAUUAAAAUUUAAUUUCGGUAGACUAUCGUUCUACGACUUUAAAAUUCUUUAAAAAAUUUUAUUUUUUGAUAUUUUUUUUAUUUAAAAAUUGCCAUAAUUUAAAAUUUUUUUUUCAUUUUUUGAAUGUUUAGAUAAUCUGAUAUAAACCCCAUACUUUUAUUUCCAUUUUAGGUACGUCUGCAACCUCUGUGGCAAAGCCUUCGUCCGCCACAACGACCUGAAAGCGCACGAAGCGACGCACGGUGUUGGUGGAUUCGGCUGUGACUACUGUGAGAAACGAUUCAGUAGACGAAAAGAAGUAGAACGUCAUGCACAACGCAUUCACGGGUAUUAA